AUACCAUACCGGGGCGGGGGACAAGUGCGCAUGCGGGAACAUCGUAACAGAGGGAGCAGAAACAGUUUCCUGGGUGUGCGCAGUUGAAUCUAUCUAUUUUCGUGUUAAGUCGUUUUCAUACGUAUGAUCUAUUCAAACUAUUCAAACGAUACACUGUAGAAAGUUUAUUACAUUUAGUCUUUCCUCAUGCUUUGUUUCCACUCCUUUUGUGAAGAAUACAUGCUAAAAUCAGCUAGCUUUUUAGACAACAACAGUCGUGUAGCGGUGUUCCUGCAUCAUACGUGUAGCCUCCACACCUUAGACAGCCAUUGAAGUCAAAAGAUUAAUACAAUGGCUUUAAUUGAGAAAGACAAUAGGUCCUCCGGUGGUCAGGGAGGAGAAUCGGACGCUAUUGUACAAACAUAUGUAUUAGGGGGCUUCAGUGAGAGCCGCGAGACCAGAGCUCUCAUAUCCACCCUGCCGCAGGUCCAUGGGGACACUGUGCAAAGCGAGUCCACCAUGCAGAGGUUCCUGGUGAUCAUGAACAGAUAUCAAGAACAGCCUAAUCUCCUGGACCCACAUUUAGAGUGGAUGCUGAAUAUGAUACUGGAGAUUUUAAGGAGUGAGUCAUCUCCUCCUUCAUUGGUUCAUUUGGGCUUCAAGUUUCUCUACACCAUCUGUAAGGUCAGAGGCUAUAAAAUCUUUAUGCAACUGCUUCCACAUGAAGUGGCAGAUGUCCAUCCGGUUUUGGACCUACUGUCCAGGCAGGAUCCCAAAGACACAGAGACUUGGGAAACUCGUUACAUGUUGCUGUUGUGGCUCUCCAUGACCUGCCUCAUACCAUUUGAUCUAUAUCGUUUGGACGGUAAUUUGGAGUCAGACAGCGGCAAGGCCAGAGAGUCCACCAUGGAUCGCAUUCUAGCUAUUGCAAAGUCUUAUCUGCUUGUAAAUGAUAGUCCCAGGGAUGCUGCAUCUGUUCUUGUAUCAAAGUUCAUGACACGCCCUGAUGUGAAGCAAAAGUGCCUUGGGGACUUUUUGGACUGGAGCCUCACCACUGUAUCUGAAACCAACGACCAGUCCAUGAGAGACAUCAUGGUCCUGGACGGAGCUUUGCAGUCUCUGGCCAAGCUUUUCAAACACGGUAAACGAGAAGACCUCCUCCAGUAUGCUCCCACAGUCCUUCAGUGCCUGGAGAAGAAACAUCUAUCAGACAGCAGUCAGGCCAUGCUGCGGAAACUUGGCGUCAAACUCAUCCAGAGGCUUGGACUCACCUUUCUAAAGCCACGUUUGGCUUCUUGGAGGUACCAGAGAGGUAGCCGGUCCCUCGCAGCAAACCUCUUGAUGUCCCAGUCAGAAGCAGCUGCUGGUGCUGUUACCCCUGACAUGGAGACACAGGAACAGGAGGAGGAGGACUAUGACAUUCCAGAGGAAGUGGAGACUGUUAUUGAGCAUCUCCUGGUGGGGCUGAAAGAUAAGGAGACGAUUGUGCGAUGGUCUGCAGCAAAGGGCAUUGGGAGGGUGACUGGGAGGCUUCCCAAAGAGCUGGCAGACGAGGUGGUUGGAUCAGUACUGGACUGCCUCAGCUUCCAGGAAUCAGACAAUGCUUGGCAUGGAGGCUGCCUGGCACUGGCAGAGCUGGGUAGGAGAGGCCUGCUGCUGCCUUCCAGAUUGACAGAUGUGUUGCCACUCAUCAUCAAAUCCCUGACUUACGAGGAAAAGAGGGGAGCAUGCAGCGUUGGCUCCAAUGUGCGCGAUGCUGCUUGCUACGUGUGCUGGGCUUUUGCUCGGGCCUAUGAACCCGAAGAGCUUGAGCCUUUUGUCAACCAGAUUUCCAGCGCUCUGCUCAUUGCAACCGUCUUUGACCGAAAUGUCAACUGCCGCAGAGCUGCCUCUGCUGCCUUCCAGGAAAAUGUAGGAAGACAGGGGACAUUUCCUCAUGGCAUAGACAUCUUAACGACAGCAGAUUACUAUGCUGUGGGGAAUCUCAACAAGUGCUAUCUGAACAUUAGUGUUUAUGUAGCCAGUUUUCCGGAGUACACCAAGGCAAUGAUAGAUCAUCUGAUCAUCAUGAAGAUUAACCACUGGGACGUGGCGAUAAGAGAGCUCUCCUCUAAAGCGCUCCACAACCUGACGCCUCAAGCGCCUGAUUACAUGGCAUCAACAGUGUUGCCACAGCUGUUGCCCAUGGCGGUGGGCAUCGACCUCCACGGUCGACAUGGAGCCAUCCUGGCAUGUGCUGAGAUUACGCAUGCUCUGUAUAAACUGGGCCUUCAGACCAACAGGGUUGUUGUGGACAAUUCUUCAGAAUGUGUGGAUGCAUUAAAAAACAUUCAUCAGAUGCUGCAUGACAGGAAACAGUACAGGGGGUUUGGAGGAGAGCUGAUGAGGCCGGCAAUGUUCAGCCUCAUAGAGAAGCUGUCCCUGUCCAAAAUGCCUUUUAAGAACGAGCCUGUUAUCACUGGAUGGCAGUCUCUUAUCGAUGACACCAUAAAGAACCUUCUCAUUUCUGGUGGUGUAAGGGACGCCAUUAUGGUAAGCUUGAUCAGUCUCUUGUCGCAGCGGUUGUCCGCCCUGUCUGCUUUGUGUGAGGAGUACUACCAGGCCGAACCAGGCCAGGCUGACACACAAAUGCAGGAUGUCCUGGUGUCUCAGUACAUUGAAGGGCUGAAGAGCGGUCAGAUGCUCACUCGUUGCGGAUCUGCGCUCGCUCUCGGCUGUCUGCCAAGAUUUAUGAUCCAUAACAAACUGAAGCAGAUCCUUGAAGGUCUUCAGCAGAUGUGCGCUGUCACCCAGAAGGAGGGAACUUUUACCGAGGCGAGGAGAGAUGCAGUCAAAGCCAUGGCUCAGGUGUGUGAGAAGGCAGGUGUUUGCACCCACGGCUCCCCCGAUUCUUCCCUUGGCUUUGAGAAUGUGACCGAGGUGUACACCACUCUGCUCAACAGCAUGAAUGACUACACAACAGACAGCAGAGGGGAUGUUGGGGCCUGGGUCAGAGAGGCAGCAAUGACCAGUCUGAUGGAUUUGACUUUAUUGGUGGCCAGCGGGGCUCCAGAGAUCCUUUCACCUGAGCUCGUGAAGCCUACCAUGUGCUGCCUGGCCCAGCAAGCCGCAGAGAAGAUCGACCGCUACAGAGCCCACGCUGGAAACAUCCUCCUCCGCCUCCUUCACAGCAGACCUGCAGUACCUCACAUCCCCCACAGAGAGGAGCUGCUGAGCAUUUUCCCCUGUGACACCUUAACCAGUCUGAACUGGAACGCUCCAUCCCAAGCCUACAAAUACAUCACCCAGCUGCUGAGACUGCCUCAGUAUCAGCACCACACCCUGCUGGGCCUUACUGUGUCUGUGGGAGGGAUCACAGAGUCAACGGUGCACUUUUCUUCACAGUGGUUGUUCGACUAUCUGAGAGGGGUUCAACGUGACAGUGAAGCACUUUCACAGUUUGGAGAUUCCUUGCUGAGUGUCCUCAGAGACAACCUCCGCAACGACAGGGUGUCCAUUCCUUUCCUUAAGAUGCUCAAUCAGAUGCUCGCUAACAGCUGCUUUGAAAUCUUCACCACACAAGAGAAUCAUCCGUUCUGUGUGGAACUUUUGACUCUUUGCAAAGAGUCCAAGAAGGCCAAAGAUAUUUCCAAGCUGCAGGCCUGUAUAUCUGUCUGUUGUGGGCUGAUCCAGUUCCAGGGGGAAGUGAGGAAGAAAGUUCUGUCCCAGCUGCUGAUGCUGCUCUGCCAUUCAUUCCCAAUUAUCAGGAAGACCAGCAGCCAGAUGUACGAGAUGCUGCUGUACUACGAUGAUGUUAUAGAUCCUGAAGUGUUGGAUGAUGUCACCCCAUGCUAAGUGGACCCUAACUGGGAGAGCGACCUUGUAACCGUACACCACAGGAACCAGCUUUGUGAUAUGUUGGGAGUCGCCAGGCCCAGAUGGUUGCAAAGAAUGCCGUUCCCAGUCUCCUGA
Messenger RNA from Notolabrus celidotus (New Zealand spotty), 3930 nucleotides. RefSeq names its product tubulin folding cofactor D (gene tbcd). Gene Ontology annotation, molecular function: beta-tubulin binding; GTPase activator activity. Gene Ontology annotation, cellular component: lateral plasma membrane. Gene Ontology annotation, biological process: post-chaperonin tubulin folding pathway; bicellular tight junction assembly; adherens junction assembly. Lineage: Eukaryota; Metazoa; Chordata; Actinopteri; Labriformes; Labridae. The record is from RefSeq and is a predicted model, not a curated record.